ACACUUUCAGGGCUGGGAGCACAGAGGACCCCUGACAUCAUGAGUUGGUCCUUGUACCCCCGGAAUUUAAUUCUGUACUUCUACACUCUUUUUUUGCUCUCUUCAACAUGCCUGGCAUAUGUUGCUACCAGAGACAACUGCUGCAUCUUAGAUGAAAGAUUUGGCAGUUAUUGUCCGACUACCUGUGGAAUUGCAGAUUUCCUGUCGAAUUACCAAAACAGUGUGGACAAGGAUCUACAGGAUUUUGAAGACAUCUUACAUCGAGCUGAAAAUCAAACCUCAGAAGCCGAACAACUGAUCCAAGCAAUCCGAACCAGCUAUAAUCCUGAUGAACCACCAAAGACAGGCAGAAUAGAUGCUGCUACUAGAGAGUCCAAGAAAAUGAUGGAAGAAAUUGUGAAAUAUGAAGCAUUGGUUGUAACACAUGAAUCAACUAUUCGAUUUUUGCAGGAUAUAUAUAAUUCAAAUAAUCAAAAGAUCAUUAAUCUGAAACAGAAAGUAGCCCAGCUUGAAGCAAAGUGUCAGGAACCUUGCAGAGACACAGUACACAUACAAGAUACCACUGGGAAAGAUUGUCAAGACAUUGCCAAUAAGGGAGCCAAAGAGAGUGGGCUUUACUUUAUCAAACCUCUGAAAGCUAAGCAGCAGUUCUUAGUCUACUGUGAAAUCGAUGCAACUGGAAAUGGGUGGACUGUGCUUCAGAAGAGGCUCGAUGGCAGUGUGGAUUUCAAGAAAAACUGGAUUCAAUAUAAAGAAGGGUUUGGAUAUCUAUCUCCUACUGGCACCACAGAAUUUUGGCUGGGAAAUGAGAAGAUUCAUUUGAUAAGCACACAGACUACCAUCCCAUAUGUACUAAGAGUGCAGCUGGAGGACUGGAAUGGCAAAACCAGCACUGCAGACUAUUCCACGUUCAGGGUGGGACCUGAAAAUGACAAAUACCGCUUGACAUAUGCCUACUUCAUGGGUGGAGAGGCCGGAGAUGCCUUUGAUGGCUUUGAUUUUGGUGAUGAUCCUAGUGACAAGGUUUUCACAUCCCACAAUGGCAUGCAGUUCAGUACCUGGGACAAUGACAACGAUAGAUUUGAAGGCAACUGUGCUGAACAGGAUGGAUCGGGUUGGUGGAUGAACAAGUGUCAUGCUGGCCACCUCAAUGGAGUUUAUUACCAAGGUGGCACUUACUCAAAAUCAUCUACGCUUAAUGGUUAUGAUAAUGGCAUAAUUUGGGCCACUUGGAAAAGCCGGUGGUAUUCCAUGAAGAAAACCACCAUGAAGAUAAUCCCAUUCAACAGAAUCGCCAUUGGAGAAGGACAGCAGUUCCACCUUGGGGCAGCCAAACAGGCUGGAGACGUUUAGAAGACAACUUCAAAUGGUAGACCUUUUUAAAAGGACUUUAUCUGAGCAGAGAAAUAUAAUAUUUUCCUAUGGGACAAUGGACUUGCAAAGCCUCACUUCAUUUUAAGAGUAAAAAGAACCCUUAUCGAAAACUCCACUAACAGUUUUAUGCUGGUAAUAAUUUAUCUACAUGCCAUUUCAAUAAACAUUUUGUUUCCUAAGACUA
This is a messenger RNA of Equus quagga, 1558 nucleotides long. RefSeq names its product fibrinogen gamma chain (gene FGG). The record is from RefSeq and is a predicted model, not a curated record. NCBI's taxonomy places the organism in Eukaryota, Metazoa, Chordata, Mammalia, Perissodactyla, Equidae. The transcript is spliced from 10 exons. Gene Ontology annotation, molecular function: signaling receptor binding. Gene Ontology annotation, cellular component: fibrinogen complex. Bases 40 to 1353 code for a protein of 437 amino acids. Gene Ontology annotation, biological process: platelet activation; protein polymerization; blood coagulation.